Chaetomium globosum CBS 148.51 is the source of this 4191-nucleotide messenger RNA. RefSeq lists its product as uncharacterized. Gene Ontology annotation, cellular component: cytoplasm. Gene Ontology annotation, biological process: autophagy; peptidyl-serine phosphorylation. NCBI's taxonomy places the organism in Eukaryota, Fungi, Ascomycota, Sordariomycetes, Sordariales, Chaetomiaceae. The record is from RefSeq and is a predicted model, not a curated record. Bases 1 to 4191 code for a protein of 1396 amino acids. Gene Ontology annotation, molecular function: protein binding; protein serine/threonine kinase activity; ATP binding. The transcript has 4 exons.
AUGGCUGCAGCGCUGUCUGACAAAGCUGGAAUUCGGGAUUUGGAGACUCGAGGCAGACUCGUCCUGGUGAUGGACGUGUCUGGUGGUCCCAUCUUCCCAUUUUCCACCUGCAAACCCUUCGUCCGAACAGGCUUCGACCUUGGCACCCGCGACUCCACAAGCUCCCGCCUCCGAUGCGAAAAGACGCGCCGUGUCGCCCGAACUCGAUCGCUUUCGACCGCCAGUGUCGCCGGCGCGCCGCCGCGGACCUCGAGCGUCGCGCUCUACAUCGCUAUCACUGAGUGGCAACCAUCUACUUCGCACGAGGGCGUCACACUGCGGCCUCGCCUCCCGAUGGAUUCCUACAGGGAAUCGCAGCAGCCUACCCAGGGUACGCCCGUGUUGUCCCAGCGCGCCGUGUUUCUUUGCGAUGCCACUGUUCUUUUUCUCUUGUUGUUAUUGCCGUCGUCGCCUUGGCUGACCCCGCACAUAGCUACCCAGACCGUUGUCGACGCCGAGCGGUUAGGCCAGCAACCUUCUGGCUUCUCAGAUGAAGACAUAUCAGACAUAAUAUGUCUCCUUCUACCAUACUCCGAACCCGCGCGCCAGGAAGUUAGGCGGAUCGCCACCGAGACACCACAACAUAUGGUGGGGAGGGAAGAAGUGGACGAUCUCAAGGUGGAUUACUCACGAGAAGACGGCUCACGAAAUUUUGCUGGGGUCCAAUCCGACGUUGGGGAGCACCACAUAGCCCUGCGGUUUUCGUCACAGGUCAAGGACCCCUCGCUUGGCUUCACAUUCGGGAGGAACCCUAAUUGUUGUGAUAUCUGCCUCCGGAACGACCCCCACCGACGGCUGAGCAAAAUACAUUUCCGCAUCUAUCUAAACGAAUGGGCGGUGCUUAUGUUGGAGGAUAAGUCAACAAAUGGGACCGUAGUCGACGAGACCCUAUUAAAAAAGAGAGAUGGUUCACGGGCCGAGACCAUGAGGACGCUGGAGAGCGGAUCUAAAGUCAAGAUCCUCAUGCACGAACCGGGCCGAGACAUCACCUUUUUAGUUCGAAUUCCCAUCCGUGAUGGUCCUUGUGAGGAGGCUUAUAAGCGCAACUUGGAUGCGUAUCUGGCAAACCAGGCACAGCUCGCUUACGAUGCCAACGAAACGAUCGUGCCUGGGCCAGGAGGGCACCCCCCUGUUGCAAGGCAACUCCCCGCCCCAACUCGGAACGGGAAUGGCGCUGUUACAGCUCUUCGAGCUCAAGUGGGCGGAAAGCAAGGAAAACGCGCCCGCGCCGAAGGAAUCCCAAAGCCGUGGACCGGGUCAAACAAGUACAACCGGAUCUGCGAGAUCGGCAGGGGUGCCUUCGCUACCGUACAUAAAGUCACACGGAGGCUCACUGGCCAACCUUUCGCGGCAAAGGAACUCGAUAAACGGAAAUUCAUGAAGAACGGCGUUCUGGACCAGAAGGUAGAAAACGAGAUGAACAUCAUGCGGAAGAUCAAGCAUCCAAAUAUUGUGGAAUACAUCGAACAUCUCGACUGGGAUGACAGGCUCCUCAUCAUUAUCAUGGAAUUCGUAAACGGCGGCGAUCUGGGCCGGUUAAUCGCCGACAACGGUCCAUUGUCAGAAACCGCCACGAAAACCAUGGCGAGGCAGCUGUUAGAUGCGCUCGGGUACCUACACGACAUGAACAUCACCCACCGAGACGUGAAGCCCGACAAUAUCCUUGUCGACUCGCUCGAUCCGUUCGUAGUGAAGCUCACGGACUUUGGGCUGUCUAAGAUGGUCGACAACGAACAAACGUUUCUCCGGACCUUCUGCGGAACGCUUCUCUACUGUGCACCCGAGGUGUACUCCGAGUACGCCGAGUACGACGAUCGUGGCCGCCGCCACCCGCGCAACCGCCGACUCCGCCCCGCCACAGGGCAGAGAUACGACCACGCCGUUGACAUCUGGUCAUUGGGCGGCGUUCUCUUCUAUGCCCUGACAAAGAAACCGCCAUUCCCGGCCAAGAACGGCGCCAGCCACUCCGAGCUUCUUCAUCAGAUCAUGACCAAGCCGCUAGACAUCUCACCACUUCUUGAGGCGGAUAUCUCGGAGGAAGGGAUUGACUUCUUGCGUCGCAUGCUCGACCGGAAGCCUGAGACCAGGGCCACGGUGGAAACACUACAGAGCCAUGUAUGGAUUUCCGGCUCGUUCACGACCGUCGCGCAGUCAUUCGAGGAGAUUGUAGAGGAACAACUACACGUCAACGCCUCUCAGUUGAGCCUGGAUGACACGGAACGGAAUCCGGAAGAGUGUCGAGAACUCCGUGUGCCUAGUGACGAUGAAAUCUCGGACGACGAAGACGUGGAUUUUGACGCGAACCGCCUGCUCGGAUACGAAUCUGAAAAGGAGAACUACACAUUCGGCCCAGAUAACCACCCACAACGGCUUUUCGGCGAAGUCAACCCUUCGGCCGUCAGGAGCUCCGGCGCCGUUACGCCAAAUCGGCUGAACCUACCAUUAUCGCCUGGGAGCUUUGGGUCAAACGGCACAACAGAAAUUCUCGGCAACGAGACGGAGAUCAAGGAUAGCUUUGAGUCCGAAGACCACCUGACCCCCAGGCAAAAACCCCAAAAAUCGCAGCCCUUAUCAGGGGGGUUGCGUGCCUCGGUAAUCUCCGCUGGCCAGAGCCGGUCGGUCGAUGAGCUCAACAAUAUGACGUUCGACGUGGCGUCACAAAGCCUUGGAGGGGCCGAGUCGAUUCUCGAGAAUCUUAAUAUGAAAUCGGGCGCCGGCUCCCUCCUCCGUUUCUACACGACUGGCGAUCUGAACUCGAGCAAGCGGAAACCUUCGUUUGACACUAGCGAGGAGGAUGACAUGCCCUUUGCAGAGGAUAGACGCGGCCUCAAGAGGAUCCGAUCUGAUGCCUCGGCGAAGCUCUCGGUCAACAGGGUCGUUGAGGAUAGCGAGUACGAACUACUCGCCCAGAUGCCGUCCAUUAUCCGGGCACAGUCCGGACGGCAGAUCGACAACCCGGUCCACAAAUCUACUUACUGGUCAGCCCAAGACAGGAGGACAUGGCACCUCGAUUAUCCAGAGAUGACCCAGCUGCAGCUUGACGCGUUCAAGAUGGCGGCCUCGGCAAGGGAUGAGGAAUUUGGCCCGGGCAAAACACCGUUGUGGGAUCUGGCCAUGAAGUAUUUCCCGGCGGUCAACUGUGAGCGUCGCGGUGGUUCUUCGAAGGGCGCGCGCAACGGUGUUGAGUACGGUGUCAUACCUUCCACGGCCGGUCCGGACGCGACCGUUCCAGCCACACCCCCGACGAUGGACGACCCCGGGCCGAUGCUCAUAAUGCCCAUGCAGUCCGAUCCGGGGAGGCCAGUGGUUGCAUGCCUCCAAUCUGCGCCAGGAUCCGCCCUCACUGGGAUAUCCAUCAUGAUCACCGAAUCCAUGGUCUCAUGGGGACGAGCAAUGGAGAACACCCGGUCCUAUGCGAACAAAGACGACGUCACGGUCCCGAAGUUUGCUUUCCGAAUCCUGCUAUGGAAAGAAAAUUACGAUCCAGCCAAGAACUUCCGGCCGUGGAACCGCGCCUCGGAGCCCGACGAGGACUCCUUCCGCUUCUACAUCUCGACCAAGGCAACCAUGGGUAUCUACAUCAACGGCGUCCGCCUGCCCUCAGACAACCCUAAAAAGCCCGACAGCCCCUCCACCUACUGGAUGGCCCUGCACGACGGCGACCGCGUGUCGGUGUGGCAGACCCCGGACAAGUCCGUCAGGGCCGAGCUCGUCUUCCGGUGCGGAUGGGGCGGCAGCGCCAGCCCGCGGGCGGUGAGCGGCGGCGCCCCGCGCAGGCCCGAGUUCGCACCGGCCGCCGUGGCCGGCAAGCUGGACGAGGUGUGCGUCAAGACGGAGCGCAAGAUGCGCGGGCUGAGCGAGCACGACCUCAAGAUGGAGGAGGCCAACCACGACGUCGACGAGCGCAUGCGCGGCGGCGUCGGCGCCGACCGCGAGCGCCAGCGCUCCCGCGACUUCGAGGUCCGCCGCCUCGAGGCCUGCCGCGCCCUCGGCAUCCGCAGGGUCAGUCCCGCGCCCGGUGUUACCCUCGGCGAGGAGUCGGCGACCCAGACGCCCUGGAGCUCGUAUGUGCCGGGGACGCGCACCGUGCCGACUUUUCGCCAUGCGUCGCCGAGUACGAUGGAGCUGCUGAGGGCGGCGCGGAGGGGGUAG